This is a messenger RNA of Phytophthora sojae, 1548 nucleotides long. RefSeq lists its product as hypothetical. The transcript has 6 exons. The coding region runs from base 1 to 1548 and encodes 515 amino acids. The record is from RefSeq and is a predicted model, not a curated record. NCBI's taxonomy places the organism in Eukaryota, Oomycota, Peronosporomycetes, Peronosporales, Peronosporaceae.
AUGCCCGAUACUUCCGCUGCGAGAGUCAGAGAAGACCACCUAAUGGAGCUACCACAGAAACGCUGCCAGCUUUCGUUAGAUCACAAACGCAUCCCCAUUGUUGGCCACAAGGGUUCCGGAGCGACCCAUCCCUGUGGAAAUGGGUCCUGGCAAGCACCCCCGCGUCUUGGACUGGUGGUAAUCGGCGCUCCUGCUCGAAUUCGAGCCGAUGGAAUGGCUGGACGACCCUGUGAAUCAGAGGCGGAGCGAGUUCAACGAGCAACUGCACUACGACACCAACAGCGCAUCCAGGGACUUCAAGUUAGAGCGCGACGUGCGACAUUGAAGACGACGAUGAAGACGAAGGAGACACACAAGGAGAAGAAGGCGAGGCUGAGGAAUGCUACGGCUUCAAUGUACGCGUUCUGCGGUGGUGGAAACCUUUCGAGGAUCGGUGGACCAAUGGGCGCCGGGAUAACACGCCGGAACCGGAGGGCGCUGGGACUAUUUGAUCCUGAAGAUCAAGAGUACAUAGUUCGUGUGCGUUGUGGCAGCCUGGAUGACAUUCUGGACGCGCUGAUAUUUGCUCGGCAAAAUGGGAUCAAGGCAAUCGUUACGCCAAAAGAUCGGACUAAUGUACAGGAAGCUACAGACAACGACUUACUUGUAUCCGUGUUUGACAUGGACGUUGUCCAAUUUGGAUCUGCCAGCUACUCCGACGCGGCUUAUAACAAGCUUAAAAGCCAAGAAGACAUUCUGUUCUAUGGAUCUCCAGAAUAUGAUGAUCUGUUUUCGUUCUCAUGGUAUAACCUUUUCAGCGAGGGAGGUGGUCACGAUUAUAUGGAGGAUGGGGUGAUGCGAUCGAGAGCCAACAUAUACAACAAAGAUCCAGAUGUUAAGAUCACUCCUGGUAAGCACCAAGAAGUGAUCGCUUGGGAUUCCGAUUUGUGUAAGCGCCACCCAAUAAUCCCGCUAUCUGAAGUGCUCAAGAAAAUCACCGAUCUAGACGGGAAGGGAGAGGCCACAUCAAGAUUCGCGGUAAGUGCCUCUGAAAAUCAAUCUCACGCCACUCUGCUGCCCCGUCAUGAACGGCUGGAGUACGAGCAGAUGUGGCGUUAUAUUAAAAAGGUCAAGAAAGAAGUCCACCUGCAGAACUUAACGCUGAAGAAGCUCCGAAAGGACGAAGUCAAUUUGCACGGCCUGCGGGACGAACAAGAGCUGAUUGAACGCAUCCGGUGCCACGAAGAGCGCCUGGAGUCGCUCGAGAACGAGCAACAUGGGGGCGGUGCUGAAGCAGUCGCCGCCCCGGUCGAAGUUGGCGCUAAUGCAGUCAUCGCCCCAAUCGAAGUUACCUGUGACGAUGUUGUCGUCUCGCUCGGUUUUGAUUUUGGUGGCGGUGGCACGUUGCACAACACCCGAGUGCAAUGCGCGACCGAGAACGGCACGAUCACGGUCAUAGCGAGAGAAUUCUGCUGGAAACACAGUGGCAGUACAAUGCGCAAGCAUUUGGGGUGCACUACCAUGAAUCUAGUGCGUCUGUGUGUGUGGCGAGGAUCACAAUUGUCUUAA